Molecule: messenger RNA, 1939 nt
Organism: Gambusia affinis (western mosquitofish)
Lineage: Eukaryota; Metazoa; Chordata; Actinopteri; Cyprinodontiformes; Poeciliidae
Product: sodium-dependent neutral amino acid transporter B(0)AT1-like
Exons: 12
Coding region: 4-1857 (617 amino acids)
Biological process (GO): sodium ion transmembrane transport
Cellular component (GO): plasma membrane
Source: RefSeq, a predicted model, not a curated record
ACCAUGAGGCUGGUGAUCCCUAACCCGGGCCUGGAGCUCCGGAUCCCCGACUACGACGACCUGGAGAGGAUGGAGAAAGAGGAUGCGGAGGGGCGGCCCCAGUGGGACAACAAGGCUCAGUACAUUCUGACCUGUGUGGGCUUCUGUAUCGGUCUGGGGAACGUGUGGCGCUUUCCUUACCUGUGUCAGAGUCAUGGAGGAGGUGCCUUUCUGAUUCCCUACCUGAUCCUGCUGGUGCUGGAAGGAAUGCCUCUCCUACUGCUGGAGUUCGCCAUUGGUCAACGUCUGAGGAAAGGCAGCGUUGGGGUGUGGAGGACCAUCAGCCCCUACCUGACUGGUAUUGGUAUCGCCUCCAUGCUGGUGUCUUUCUUGGUUGCAUUGUACUACAACACCCUGAUAGCCUGGAUCCUCUGGUAUCUCCUCAACUCUUUUCAGCAGCCUCUGCCAUGGGCGCAAUGUCCACUGAAUGAAAAUGGGACAGAAUUUAUAUCGGAAUGCCAGCGGAGCUCCACUGUGGAUUAUUUCUUUUACAGAGAGACUCUGAAUAGUUCUGCCUCCAUAUCGGAGUCUGAGGGAAUCCAGUGGCCAAUGGUGGUUUGUCUGCUGGCAGCGUGGACAAUUGUUGCGAUCUGCUGCAUUAGAGGAAUAAGCACUUCAGGGAAGGCGGUUUACGUCACAGCAAUCCUGCCUUACAUAGUGCUGGCGAUCUUCCUGAUCCGAGGAGCGACCCUGAAAGGUGCCGUGAGCGGGAUAAAAUUCCUCUUCACACCAGAUGCGGAGGAGUUGAUUAAACCAACUACUUGGUUGGAUGCAGGAGCUCAGGUGUUUUACGCCUUUGGUUUGGCAUGGGGAGGCCUCAUCUCCUUCUCGAGUUACAACCCUGUUCACAACAACUGUGUGCAAGAUGCUGUGAUCCUGUCUGUCGUAACUGGACUCACGUCGGUCUAUGCUGCCCUGGUGACCUACUCCAUCAUUGGCUUCAGAGCCACUGAGAAGUACGACACCUGUAUCAGUGAAAACAUUGUGAGGUUAUUAAAUACGUUUGAUCUUCCUGAAGACAACAUCACAUCAAGCAACUACGAUGUAGCCUUCAAUCACCUAAACCGCUCCUAUCCUGAUGUCGUGCUUGGACUGAAUCUCCAAACCUGUGACAUGCAGAAACUCCUCAGUGAGGGAGUGGAGGGAACAGGUCUGGCCUUCAUCGUCUUCACUGAGGCCAUCACCAAGAUGCCCGGCUCUCCGGUCUGGUCCGUCCUCUUUUUCGUCAUGCUCCUCUGCCUGGGACUCUCCACGCUCUUCGGCAACAUCGAGGGAGUGGUGGUUCCCUUGAAAGACUUGCAAAUAUUUCCUAAAAAGUGGCCCCACGAAGCACUCACUGGGCUGACGUGUGUCGUUUCCUUCAUCAUCUGCCUGCUGUUUACGCAGAAUUCAGGCCUUUAUUGGGUCUCUUUCUUCGAUAAUUUUGCUGGAUCAGUUCCUCUGCUGACCAUCGGAUUGUUUGAGAUGAUAGCUGUUGUCUACAUUUAUGGCGUAGACAGGUUCAACAAGGACAUAGAGUUCAUGGUUGGACGCAAGCCGUCAAUCUUCUGGCAGGUUACGUGGAGAGUCGUCAGUCCGCUGAUUGUCUUGGUCAUCCUCAUUUUCUAUCUGGUUACUCAAGUACAACAGAAGCUCACCUAUUUAGUCUGGGACCCCAACUCUGAUGCGUUUCCCACUCUGUCGUCAGUGGAGUACCCCUCGUGGAUCAACGCAGCGAUCUUCCUCGUGGCAGGAGUCCCCAGCCUGGUGGCUCCUGCGUACGCCUUAUGCAGAUGGAUUUAUGUUUCAUUUAGAAAAAAAAAAACUUUCGGAUCUUAAAUCCAGCUAUGUUUUUUUUUUUCUUUUUUAAUAACGUUAUCCAUUUCACCUCAUGCCCAUGUGCUGCUUUGGUUAACAGAUU